Colletotrichum aenigma is the source of this 1242-nucleotide messenger RNA. RefSeq lists its product as uncharacterized. NCBI's taxonomy places the organism in Eukaryota, Fungi, Ascomycota, Sordariomycetes, Glomerellales, Glomerellaceae. The record is from RefSeq and is a predicted model, not a curated record. The transcript is spliced from 3 exons. Gene Ontology annotation, cellular component: mitochondrion. Bases 1 to 1242 code for a protein of 413 amino acids.
AUGUCGACGACACGACUGACCUUUUUGUACCCGCACCUCUACCGCACCCUGCGCGCCAGCGAGCCCAGGGCAUCGUCGACAUGUCGCAGCAGCAGCAGCAGCAAACGGGCCGCCGCCGAGGUUCGGAGGAGAGGGUACGCCGCCUUCACGCCCACGCCCGAGGCCCGACAGUCCGGCUUCGCGCCGCGGCACGGCAAGGGCAUCGAGCCUGUGAAGGCCGAGAGCGAGAAGACGCGCAAACCGGUGCCGGCGCCGAAGCCUGAAGCAAACACCACCACCACCGCGCCGGAGAAGACCGCCGACUCGACGGCAGCCAACCCGAAACCGAGCGGGACCGCAUCCGAAGACGGGUCGGCGGCGCAGACACCGACGUCAACGACAACAACAUCCACGAGCACACCACCACCGCCGCCGGCCGGCGAGGAGCAACAGCAGGAGGCGGAGGAGGCCAAGGCGGCGAAGCAGGAGGCGCGGGACCAGGCCAAGAAGAGCGGGCCGCUGGAGGCGGUGCUGCAGAUGGGACCGCCGGAGCAGGUCGCGAAGCAGCACCCGCACAUGGAGACGCCGCCGUACGUGCACCACUUUGACAGCUUCUCGCUGGUGAAGCAGCUCGGCGGCGGGGGGUACACGGGGGCGCAGUCCAUCACGGCGAUGAAGGCCAUCCGGGCGAUUCUGGCGCACAAUCUGGAUGUGGCGCAGGAGAGCUUGGUCAGCAAGAGUGAUGUGGAGAAUGAGACGUAUCUGUUCAGGGCGGCGUGCUCUGAGCUCAGCACCGAGGUGAAGAACAACCAGAAGCUGGCGGACGAGGAGAUGAGGCAGAAGAGGACGCUGCUGCAGCACGAGGUGGACAUUCUCACGCAGUCGCUGAACCAGGAGCUUCUGACGCUCAACGACAAUGUCCGCGGCAUGUUUAACGACCGCAAGAUGGCGGUGAGGGAGGAGCAGAAGGCCGGUGAGAGCGUGAUCCAACAAAUCAACUACAAAAUCAGCCUGCACCUCAGCAGUGACGCCAAGUCCGACAUCGAGGGCCUGCGGUGGGUGCUCAUCAGGAGGUCCGUCAUCGGGAUCCUGUUCAUGGCCGUCGUGACGCUCGGCACGCUGCGGUACGGGUCGUAUGUCUCGCACGAGAAGCAGAAGGAGGCGGAGAGGAUCAAGAAGCAGGUCGAGCUGAUUAAGAAGUCGCAUGGGAAGAAUGAUCAUAGCUCGUCGCCGGAUGCUGCCGAGAUCUUGGCGGCGAAUUAG